This is a messenger RNA of Eurypyga helias (sunbittern), 555 nucleotides long. RefSeq names its product nudix (nucleoside diphosphate linked moiety X)-type motif 19 (gene NUDT19). Gene Ontology annotation, cellular component: mitochondrion. The record is from RefSeq and is a predicted model, not a curated record. Lineage: Eukaryota; Metazoa; Chordata; Aves; Eurypygiformes; Eurypygidae. The coding region runs from base 1 to 555 and encodes 184 amino acids. The transcript is spliced from 3 exons. Gene Ontology annotation, molecular function: hydrolase activity, acting on acid anhydrides, in phosphorus-containing anhydrides.
AUGCGAGAUGGCAUGAAGGUUACCCAGAGCUUGAACAUGCAGAGCAACGCAGUGUUUGAGCAGGAGCAGCUGCGGGUUCAGGCCCUGAAAACCGUGUGUGCAGGAAGCAGACGGUUAGAGUGGUCAUCACCUCCGGAAGCCAUUGAACACUUAAAAACUCAAGAAAUAUGGUUUCCUCCACCUCAGUUCUAUGAAGUGUGUAGGCUGUGCAACUUCUCGUCGCUCGGAGAGUUGCACCAGUUCAGCUCUGCUCGAGCUCUAGAGGGAUGUGAACGCUGGCUGCCUGUGAUGUUAACCGCUUCCGAUGGCUACAUUCAGCUGCUGCCAGGAGAUGAGUUAUAUCCAGAAGAUCCAGAUUAUACAGGAGAAAAGAAAACGAUGAUGUCAACAGAUAAGAAGGUUGAAGAUCUCAUGAAAGAGGGUAGUGUAUUUCACAGGAUAGUAAUAAAAAACAUCAACAAUUAUGCUGUCUAUGUUAAUAUUCCAGCAAAAUAUAAACAUAUGAAUCCAUUGAUGAUAAACUCUGAUUGUUCAGAUUGCAAUAGCAGAUUAUGA